This is a messenger RNA of Solea senegalensis (Senegalese sole), 1691 nucleotides long. RefSeq names its product E3 ubiquitin-protein ligase TRIM69. The transcript has 10 exons. The record is from RefSeq and is a predicted model, not a curated record. The coding region runs from base 152 to 1354 and encodes 400 amino acids. Gene Ontology annotation, molecular function: protein binding. NCBI's taxonomy places the organism in Eukaryota, Metazoa, Chordata, Actinopteri, Pleuronectiformes, Soleidae.
CGAGGAGCCAAGUAUGUAAACAAGGUCAUCCACUGCAGCAGCGACACAGUCCAAACACUUUGUGUCGCGUUUCUGAGACAAGACUAAACCUGAGACAAGAGGAAAGUGCAGCAGCAGACGAUAACAAGGAAUCGCUUACUGAGUGGCCAUCAUGAUGCAAUGUUUUCACUUCAUGGCGAAGCCGACCAAAAACCUGGCGGCCAAGAUAAAGGAAUCACAGAAAAAAACCAAGAAGGACAAAGGAGAGCUUCUGGAUGAGGAUCAGCUGUUUGUUUUGGAUCUGGCGAGAGAGCUCAGCCGAGUGUGCCAGAGGUCUUCAGUGCUGGAGCACAUCUGGAACGAGGAUGACAUCUGGUCAACUCCUCUCUGCAGGGUUUUCAUCCUACAAUGGGCCUUGAUGCUGGAGAGCAAGCAGAAGAAGCCGAUGAAGACUGAUGGCUGGCCAGCAAUGGAAGAAUGGAAACAGCCUGACAUGAUUAAUGACCAAGAUGUGCUGCAGGCCAAAAACAUGAUCCUCAACUGGAUCAAGGACCUGAGAGCUCAGCCUGAGCAAAGUGUGUGGCCGGGGGAGCCUGUGGCAAAAGUCCUGGAGGACCUGCAGUCAGCCUGGCGCUGGGGCCGUGUCCCCAAUCUGCUGACUGCUAUGGAACUGGUCAUGUGGACUUUAAUGCUGCAGCAGCCGGAAAAGGACAACAUCCCACAGCAGUGGCUCAUGUGGAAGCAGAGGACUCAGAACAUAGGUGCCAUAUCCUACAUCCCUCAACCAGUGUGGGACUGGAUCUCAGAUGCUGCAGUUGAGGUGACACUGGAUCUGGACUCAGCCAACCCUGAUCUUCUCAUCUGCAGUGACGAGAAAAGGAUGCGUUGUGGGUUUGAAAGGAAGGAUGUUCCCAACUACCACCAACGCUUUGAUGGCUGGUGGUGUGCCGUAGGAGUGCAGGGUUUUGGCUCUGGGCGACACUACUGGGAAGUGGAGGUGGGUGAGCGGGACUGGCGACUGGGUGUGGCUAAAGAGCCAUCCCUCCGAAAAGGCUUCAAAUCGCUUAACACCAACACAGGGUACCUGACCCUGCGGCUGGAGAGAGGCACUGAGCUGAAGGCACUUACUGUGCCCUUCACGGCCCUGCCACAGGGUCUUAUCCCACGCAAAGUGGGCAUCUACCUUGACUACGACCAAGGCCAGCUGUCCUUUUAUGACGUGGACAAACACUUGCACAUUUACACCUACAAUGAGAGCUUCACUGAUAAGCUGUUCCCGUUGUUUGGUACGGUGGAGAUCCUGAAGGAUCUGGUGAUCAGGGCCCCACCAGAUAAGACCCAAUGUCUCUGGUCCUCAUCCUGUCUCUGGAGUUAAGUUUCCUUCUGUCAUCUCUCCCUCUAAAAUCCAGUAGACAUAAUAUAAAAGUGUAAGAAAAAUAUGAAACUCAGAAAUUCUGAUGUAAAAGAUCAUUAGAAGCUCCACUAUGUCACUGUAUGAGCUGUACUGCUGCUGCUGCUUCAAUGUGAUAGUUGCUACUAAUCUCGCUUUAUAUAGGGUUAUCAUGUUACCUCUUGCUCACAUGCAUAAUGUAUUUUCAUAUUGUAUAUUUGAAAUAAUGCCUAUUGUAUUAAUGUAAUAUUUUGUGCAGUGAAUCCUGCAUUGUGAAUGCACUAUAUGAAUAUUAAAUAAACCAACUGUGACUUAAAAUCAA